Molecule: messenger RNA, 2697 nt
Organism: Lipotes vexillifer (Yangtze River dolphin)
Lineage: Eukaryota; Metazoa; Chordata; Mammalia; Artiodactyla; Lipotidae
Gene: ZC3HAV1
Product: zinc finger CCCH-type containing, antiviral 1
Exons: 14
Coding region: 1-2697 (898 amino acids)
Biological process (GO): response to virus; positive regulation of type I interferon production; positive regulation of mRNA catabolic process
Cellular component (GO): nucleus
Molecular function (GO): RNA binding; NAD+ poly-ADP-ribosyltransferase activity
Source: RefSeq, a predicted model, not a curated record
AUGGCUGACCCGGGGGUAUGCUGCUUCAUCACCAAAAUCCUGUGCGCCCAUGGGGGCCGCAUGGCCUUGGAAGCGCUGCUCGACGAGAUGCAGCUCUCCGAGGCGCAAGUCUGCGAGGUGCUGGAAGAGGCCGGGCCCGACCGCUUCGUGGUGUUGGAGACUGGCGGCAAGGAAGGGGUCAUCCGGUCCGUGGUGGCCACCACUCGAGCCCGGGUCUGCCGUCGCAAGUACUGCAACAAACCCUGCGGAAACCUGCACCUCUGCAAGCUCAACCUGUUGGGCCGGUGCCACUAUUCGCAGUCGGAGCGGAAUUUAUGCAAAUAUUCUCACGAUGUUCUCUCAGAAGAUAACUUCAAGGUCCUGAAAAAUCAUGCACUCUCUGGACUGAACAAAGAGGAAUUAGCCGUGCUCCUUCUCCAAAAUGACCCUUUUUUUAUGCCAGAGAUAUGCAAAAAUUAUAAGGGAGAGGGUGGAAGACAGACCUGUAACCAGCAGCCACCGUGUGAAAGGCUCCACGUUUGUGAACACUUUACCCGAGGGAACUGUGGUUAUGCCAACUGCUUCCGGUCCCAUAACCUGAUGGACAGAAAGGUGCUGGCCAUCAUGAGGGAGCACGGGCUGAGGUCAAGUGUGGUCCAGAACAUCCAGGACAUCUGCAACAGCAGGCACCGCCAGAACAAACCCUCUGGGUGGAGAGCUCCUCCUUCACAUCGCAGAGACGCGGCGUACAGAGGCAGAAGCAAGAGCAGAGACCGGGGCAGCGGGGACUCUCUUCCAUCUGCUGCAGCUUCUGCCCAGAGGUCUUGCCCCCCCAGUCCAGAUCCCACCGGCCGCAGGUCUCCCCCAGAUGAUGGGCCUGUCAAGGAUCUUGCCCACAAGUUCACGCAUUUGGGAAGUCAGGAGUGCCCUCCGCCUUCCUCAGGCUCAUCUGCGGCGUCCAAUCUCGGAGGAACCAGUCAAGGGGGAGCAAGCCAGAGGUUUGCAGAGAAUGGCGGUCCAGAGGAUCUCUUCUAUGGUACUCACAGCAAUACUUACUUCACUUCUGAUUCGACAUCAGCUCCCAAGUGGAAGGGCCCCGCAUCCUGGCAGAAUGACCAAGACACUGGUAGAGAGAGUUUGUUUUCUUCCAGUCAGCCUGUCUCCUUCUCGCCUCUUGGUUCUCCACAAACACCUGAAACCAUCACCAACAGAAAGGGCACGGCCAUCCUUUCCUCGGACUGUGUGAAAACGGAGGGCAGACGUGGGAAUCAAGACAGCCAGCAUUUCCCGCGUUUUAAUAAUAACGUUGAUGGCAUGGCCACAAAUGCCACUUCCGUGAGAUUGUUAAAUUACAAAACCACAGCCAGUAAGCAGAGAGAAAAAUCGUUACCUAGGGGUCAGGACACCGGAGUGACUCGCAGCCAUCUGCAGGCCGCUGGCCAAAUGACAGCUGCCGACGAUGGGGCCAUGGCCUUUGUUAAUGAUUCUGUAUCUGACGUUGCGAGUACCGUUUGUUCUACGAGGGAUGAACAUGGCUCAAAUGAAAUUUGUCUUGACCAUCUGUAUAAGGGUUGUCAACUUAGCGGGCCGUGCAACAAAGUUCACUUCCACCUGCCCUACCGGUGGCAGAUGUUACUUGCAAACACCUGGAUGGACCUCCCACUCAUGGAGGAUAUUGAGAAGGCCUUUUGUGACCCCAAAAUCUGCACCGUUUCUAUUGGAAAUUAUAAAAUCAGUUUCCAGAAGAUGACUUGUGAUUAUAAUCCCAUCCGACGUCUCUCCACGCCUUCAUCUGUCACAAUGUCCAGUUCUCUCUUCACCACAAAAUGGAUUUGGUACUGGAGAAAUGGAUAUGACAAAUGGGUUCAAUAUGGAGAGAAGAAAGACAAUGAGCACAUUUCAAACAUCGACUCUUCAUACCUGGAGUCUCUUUUUCUAUCCUGUCCCAGGGGAAUUGUGCCAUUUCAGGCGGGUUCACAAAACUACGAGCUCAGCUUCCAAGGGAUGAUUCAGACAAACAUAGCUUCCAAGACCCAAAAGGAUAUCGUCAGGAGGCCGACGUUUGUGUCUCACUGGGAUGUGGAGCAGGUGAAACGUGGACAAGCCCAUCAGCAGGUGAGGACCCAACCAGAGCCUUUCACCUCGGUAUGUCGUCCUCAACGGGACGUGUGCAUCUCAUCCUCAAAUGGCUAUCAGAUGUUUGAGAUCAAUGGCUCUCUGGAAUAUGCCAAAGUGAGUGAGCAUUUUAAAGCUUCCAUGAAAAAUUUCAAGAUUGAAAAGAUAAGGAAGAUCCAGAACGCAAAGCUCUUGAAGGCUUUUGAAAGGAAGAAAAAGGAGAUGAAGAGAGAUGAGAAAAUCCUAUUUUGUGCAGUGAGACGCACCCAUGUAGAGUCUAUCUGUGCGAAUAAUUUUGACUGGGUCAUACAUGGAAUUCGUGACACCAAAUAUGGGAAAGGAAAUUACUUCACAAAAGAUGCCAUUAAUUCCCAUAAAAGUUGCCUGUGUGAUCCGAAAAACAUCGUUAUGUUUGUAGCCCGAGUCCUGGUUGGAGAUUUUAUUGAAGGACAUAAGGCUUACAUGAGCCCUCCUCUGCGGUAUGACAGCUGUGUGGAUACAAGGUUGAAUCCCUCUGUUUUUGUCAUCUUUCAGAAAGAUCAGAUUUACCCAGAAUAUGUGAUUGAAUAUACGGAAAUAGACAAAGCCUGCGUGAUUAGUUAG